ACUACCACCACACUAAACCAGCUACCAAACAUCCAUACCCAUCUACCCAUACACACCCUCCUUUCACGACCUCACCUCGAGCACUCGGCAGCUGCGCACCCCCCUCCCGAUAGCUCCCACCAUCCCGCACAUUACCGCCCAGCAUGACGUCCUUCCUCGAGAGCGCCUACUCGAUGGUGCACAUGGACAACACGGCCGACCAGCCGUCCGUCCAGCAGCUGCAGCAACAACUCGAGAAAGGGACCGACGACGGCAAGAUUGACACGAUGCGCAACAUUCUCACAGUGAUGCUGAACGGCGACCCCUUACCGCAGCUGCUGAUGCACAUCAUCCGGUUCGUGAUGCCUAGCAAAAGCAAAGCCCUCAAGAAGCUGCUCUACUUCUACUACGAGAUAUGUCCGAAACACGAUGCGAGCGGGAAAUUGAAGCAGGAAAUGAUCUUGGUCUGCAAUGGCAUCAGGAACGAUCUGCUUCAUCCGAACGAGUACAUCCGUGGUGCGACGCUUAGGUUCCUGUGCAAGAUUAAGGACGCGGAGCUCCUGGAACCGCUGCUCUCCUCGGCAAGACUGUGUCUGGAGCAUAGACAUGCGUAUGUCCGGAAGAACGCCGUGCUCGCUGUUAGCUCGAUAUUCCAGCAUUCCGAACACCUCAUCCCCGAUGCUCCGGAGCUCAUCUACACUUUCAUCCAGGCGGAGAACGAUAACACUUGCAAGCGGAAUGCGUUCGUAGCGCUGAGCUCGAUCUCCCACGAGAAGGCGCUGGAUUAUCUCACCCUGGUCUUCGAUGAGAUUUCGAGCCUGGACGAGUUGACACAGCUGGCGCUGAUUGAGUUUAUCCGGAAGGAUGCGGUGAUGAACCCCGGGAAUAAGUCGAGGUACCUGCGGUUAAUAUUCGAUCUUCUCGAGGCGUCAUCGAACACUGUGGUCUACGAGGCGGCAACGAGCUUGACGGCGCUAACGGCAAACCCCGUCGCCAUCAAGGCGGCUGCUGGGAAGUUUAUCGAGCUGUGCAUCAAGGUGUCGGAUAACAACGUCAAGCUCAUCGUGUUGGAGAAGGUGGAUCUGCUGAGGAAGAAGAAUGAGGGCGUGUUGGAUGGGCUGGCUAUGGAGAUCCUGCGGGUACUGUCGAGUCCCGAUAUUGAUGUCCGCCGGAAGGCGCUGGAUAUCGCAAUGGACAUGGUGUCGAGCAAGAACGUCGAGGAGGUGGUGAUGCUGCUUAAGAAGGAGCUGGCAAAGACCGUGGACCAGGACUACGAGAAGAACAACGAAUACCGUCAACUCCUGAUCCAUGCCAUCCACACCUGCGCGAUCAAGUUCUCGGAGGUGGCAGCCAGUGUCGUCGGCUUGCUCAUGGACUUCAUCAGCGAGUUCAACAGUGCGUCCGCGGUCGAUGUCAUCACCUUUGUCAAGGAGGUCGUCGAGAAGUUCCCCAACUUGCGCGCGCCCAUCAUCGAGCGCCUCAUGUUGACGCUGGGAGAGGUACGAUCUGGGAAGGUAUACCGUGGUGUGAUGUGGAUUGUGGGGGAGUACUGCGUCGAGGAGAAGGAUAUCCGAGAGGUAUGGAAGCGGAUACGCGCCAACCUGGGAGAGAUCCCCAUCCUGGCCUCCGAGCAGCGGCUUUUGGACGAGCAACCCGAAGGAGACGCAGAACAGGCCGCCGGAGCGAAGCAAUCGGUCCCGUCCGGUUCGCGAAAGGUCCUGGCCGAUGGUACCUAUGCCACAGAGAGCGCUCUCACCAGUGAUUCCGCUGUUGCCGCCAGGCUCGAGGCGGUCAAAGCUGCGUCGAAGCCUCCACUCCGUUCGUUGAUCCUCGAUGGCGACUACUACCUCGGAACCGUGCUCGCCUCCACGCUCACGAAGCUGGUAAUCCGCCACGCCGAGAUCUCCGACGACAUUGAACGGACAAACGCUCUCAAAGCUGAGGCGAUGUUGAUUAUGAUCAGUGUCAUCCGCGUGGGUCAAAGUCAGUUCGCCAAGGCUCCCAUCGAUGAAGACAGCAUCGACCGUAUCAUGUCCUGCGUGCGGUCGCUCGCAGAGUUUGAGACCAAGAAGGAUGUCAAGAAUGUCUUCCUGGAGGACACCAGAGCUGCGUUCCGUGCUAUGGUCCAAGCAGAGGAGAAGAAGCGCACCGCCAAGGAAGAGGCCGAGAAGGGACGGAACAUGACCCAGGUAGACGACGUGAUCAACAUCCGUCAGCUCAGCAAAAAGUCCGCCACCGACGGCGCCGAUGAGCUCGGCCAGGACCUCGAGAAAGCCACUGGCGGUGACGCCGGCAGCGAGGAUCUGUCCAGCAAACUCUCCCGCGUUGUCCAGCUCACCGGUUUCUCUGACACCGUCUACGCCGAGGCCUACGUCAAGGUCCACCAGUUCGACAUCAUCCUCGAUGUCCUUCUCGUCAAUCAGACCACCGAAACCCUCCAAAAUCUCUCCGUCGAAUUUGCUACCCUUGGUGACCUCAAAGUGGUCGAGCGGCCCACCACCCAAAACCUCGGACCUCACGCCUUCCAAUCCGUCCAGUCGACCAUCAAAGUCUCCUCCACCGACACGGGCGUGAUCUUCGGCAACGUGGUGUACGACGGCGCGUCCAGCACCGAAACCAACGUCGUAAUCCUGAACGACGUGCACGUCGACAUCAUGGACUACAUCCAGCCCGCGCACUGCACCGAGACGCAGUUCCGCACCAUGUGGACCGAAUUUGAGUGGGAGAACAAGGUCAACAUCAACUCCAAGGCCAAGAGUCUGCGCGAGUUCCUGGAUGGCCUCAUGAAGGCGACCAAUAUGGCGUGUCUCACCCCCGAGGCCAGUCUGGAGGGCGAUUGCAGAUUCCUUUCCGCGAAUCUGUAUGCCAAGAGUGUUUUCGGCGAGGAUGCUCUGGCAAACCUGAGCAUAGAAAAGGACGGCGACGACGGCCCGGUCACGGGAUUCGUAAGGAUCCGGUCGAGAUCGCAGGGGUUGGCGUUGAGUCUGGGCAGUCUUAAGGGGUUGAAUAAGGCUGAGUAAUUUGAUGGAUGGAUUUUUUUUUGUUUCCCUCUUCUCUCUUUUUAUUUCACUAUCGUUUUCUUUCUUUUAUGGGGAGCGUGUUUGUGCUGUGGUUUUUUACUUUACUUUACUUUGCUCUAUAUUUGAACCGUUGAUGUUUUGAUGAUGACGGGGAAAGGCACGGGAAAGGCAGGGAAAUUUUUCCUUUUGUUGGCGGCGGUGGGUAGAUGUGCUUCAAUGCGACACUCGUCGACAAUUUCCUUUUCUCUCUGCCCGUCUGGCCUCCGUCGUGAGAUAGGUGGACGAAUCGGACCCGAGUGGCUGAGGGUGUGAAAAGCGAGUGAGAUUAUGAGAGGAUGUAUGUAUACUCUAGGUAUCGAGAGCCAGUGACCUCGCUCUGAUUGAACGUACUUAAGUAAUGACUGGC
Messenger RNA from Tricharina praecox, 3405 nucleotides. RefSeq names its product adaptin N terminal region-domain-containing protein. Gene Ontology annotation, biological process: endoplasmic reticulum to Golgi vesicle-mediated transport; intracellular protein transport; intra-Golgi vesicle-mediated transport. The transcript is spliced from 3 exons. Gene Ontology annotation, molecular function: structural molecule activity. Gene Ontology annotation, cellular component: COPI vesicle coat; cytoplasm. The record is from RefSeq and is a predicted model, not a curated record. Bases 144 to 2999 code for a protein of 951 amino acids. NCBI's taxonomy places the organism in Eukaryota, Fungi, Ascomycota, Pezizomycetes, Pezizales, Pyronemataceae.